CACACAGGGUCAUGGCAUAGGUAGUGACACAACCAAAUGGCUUGGACAAGCCAUGGAGUCCCAUGGACACAAGUGUUUACAAACACAGGCACGCAAGGUCGUGUACCCAAGGUCAGGCACACACACACCCUUCUCAUUCAAGUCCUGCCUCCCAGAGCCAGGGCUCGCCUGUCAUCUGUCCUUAGGAGGACGGAUAGGUGAAGGCACAGGAGUGGGUGGGUCUGGGCAAAAGGGGUCCUCCACCCAGAGCCUCUCCCUUUAGGUGGGUCUGGCUCCUAGCCCCCCACAUCCCCCAUAUUUCCCUGGCCCACCAGGGGGCUGAGUCUGGUGGCAGAGAGAGCUUUGGAGGAGGCAUUGCCCUGAAACCCUGGCAGAACCUGGGCACCUAAGAGAGAAUGAGCAACAGGGCUAGGAGGUGUGACAAAGAGUUCACAACCUCCCAGGACCUUGAGAGGGCAGGGAUGAAGCACUGAGCAAGGCCUGGAGGCCCAUGGGAAGCAGGGACCCCUCUGUGAUGGGCACAUCUACUCCUCUCAGAAUCACGCCUGCCGCCAGGUACUGGCACCAACUCCCAGUGCCUGGCAUGGAUGCUAGGCACAAAGUGCCAGACAGGGGGUGGGCAGGGUGGGGGGCCACUGGGCCACACACAAGCAUGGAGACCUUCACACAGGCAGGCAGAAAAAUCCACCCACACUCAUAUCACUUAUUUUACCCCCGGGGGUGCAGGUGUGUAAGGCAGAGACCACCCUGUCCUAGAGGCUGCCUUCAUGAUGCCCCACUGGCCUGGCUCUUGAGGCUAGCAGGGGUGGGGCAUAGGUAAUGGGAGACCUAGGUGCUUCCUCUGACACCCUACCCCCCACGGACCCCCACACACAUACAUUUGUGAGGCAGGAUGUCGGGUUGUCAGUCCUCAGAGGUAAGCCCUGGAAGGAAAGGGAAAGACGGGACACAGACUCCAAGAACUGGGAGCGGUCGUCCUGCUUCCCCGCCAGCCCCUGCUCGCGGUUUUGUGGCCGCGAGCUGCUCUGGGGUGAGCGCGCCUUAGGGUGUGUGCACCAGGGACCUAGCGCCGCGCACCACGUGGGAGAGCGGCGCGUGUGUGAACGCGGGCGGCAGCGGCAGAGGGGACCGGGUGAGAACCGGCUGGUUCCCGGCAGUGUUCCUGCAGGCUUGGCGGCCGCGGCGGUGCGAUCAGGAAAUGGCACCGGGAUGCCAGUUGUGCGUGUCCUCAGGUGUGCCGAGCAAGUGCUGUGACUCUGGUUUUGGCAAGGAGACGGCCAAGAAACUGGACUCCAUGGGCUUCACGGUGCUGGCCACUGUAAUGGAGUUGAACAGCCCCGGUGCCAUCGAGCUGCGUACCUGCUGCUCCCCUCGCCUAAGGCUGCUGCAGUUGGACCUGACCAAAUCAGCAGACAUUAGCCACGUGCUAGAGUUCACCAAGGCCCACACCACCAGCACUGGCCUGUGGGGCCUGGUCAACAAUGCAGGCCUCAAUGAAGUAGUAGCCGAUGUGGAGCUGUCUCCAGUGGCCACUUUCCGCAGCUGCAUGGAGGUGAAUUUCUUUGGCACACUCGAGCUGACCAAGGGCCUCCUGCCCCUGCUGCGCAGCUCAAGGGGCCGCAUCGUGACUGUGGGCAGCCCAGCGGGGGACAUGCCAUAUCCAUGCUUGGGGGCCUAUGGAACCUCCAAGGCGGCCGUGGCACUGCUCAUGGACAUAUUCAGCUGUGAACUCCUUCCCUGGGGAGUCAAGGUCAGCACCAUCCAGCCCGGCUGCUUCAGGACAGAGUCAGUGAAAGACGUGGGUCGCUGGGAGCGGCGCAAGCAAUUGCUGCUGGCCAGUCUGCCCCAAGAGCUGCUGCAGGCCUACGGCAAGGACUACAUUGAGCACUUGAACGCGCAGUUUCUGCGUUCCCUACACCUGGCCUUGCCUGACCUCAGUCCGGUUGUAGAUGAUAUCAUAGAUGCGCUGCUGGCAGCUCAGCCCCGCCGCCGCUAUUACCCCGGCCAGGGCGUGGGGCUCAUGUACUUCAUCCACUACUACCUGCCUGAGGGCCUGCGACGCCGCUUCCUGCAGACCUUCUUCAUCAGUCACUGCCUGCCUCAAGCACUGCAGCCUGGCCAGCCUGGUGCUACCCCACCGAAGGACCCAGCCCGGGAUCCAAACCUGAGCCCAGGUCCUUCCCCAGCAGUGACUCAGUAAGCCGUGUGCACAUGUGGCCUAGCCACUGCAGCACAGGAGGCUCCAUGAGCCCUUGGCUCUUCCCUGCAAACCCUGAGUAUAUUAUGAUCCCCCAAGUCUGUCCUGGACCCUCGCCUAAAAAAUCCCACCCCUACCCGGCACCCACUGCCAAUGCCCAAUCCAGGCCCGGUGAGGCCGAGGUUUCCCAGUGAGCCUCUGCACUUCUCCACUGCCCAAACAGACCCUCCUGGCACAAUGCUCUACCCUGCAGCUUGGAGAACUCUGCUGGAUGGGAGUCUCAUGCAAGACUUCACUGCAGCCUUUCACAGGACUCUGCAGAUAGCGUGUCUGCAAACUAAGGAGUGACUGGGUGGGUUGGGGACCCCCUCAGGAUUGUUUCUGAGCACCAGUGCCUCAAUGCUGCAAUUGAGGGCUAAAUCCCAACUGUCUCUUGACUGGCUCAAGAAUUAGGGCCCCAACUACCCACCCCCAAGCCACAGGGAAGCACUUACUCUACUUUCCAAUUGCCACAUUUUAAAUGAAGACAAAUUUUUAUUUCUUCUAGAA
Messenger RNA from Sapajus apella (tufted capuchin), 2746 nucleotides. RefSeq names its product hydroxysteroid 11-beta dehydrogenase 2 (gene HSD11B2). The transcript has 5 exons. Gene Ontology annotation, molecular function: oxidoreductase activity. The record is from RefSeq and is a predicted model, not a curated record. Bases 1199 to 2200 code for a protein of 333 amino acids. NCBI's taxonomy places the organism in Eukaryota, Metazoa, Chordata, Mammalia, Primates, Cebidae.